Messenger RNA from Puccinia triticina, 402 nucleotides. RefSeq lists its product as uncharacterized. NCBI's taxonomy places the organism in Eukaryota, Fungi, Basidiomycota, Pucciniomycetes, Pucciniales, Pucciniaceae. The transcript has 4 exons. Bases 1 to 402 code for a protein of 133 amino acids. The record is from RefSeq and is a predicted model, not a curated record.
AUGGUCUACAUUCUCCUCAUUUUCCUACUUAUCGGACAAUAUGCUGCUAUGAGCUCCGUACCGGCAGAAGGGAUCAGUUUGCCAGUAGCCGUACCGGCAGAAGGGAUCAGUUUGCCAGUAGCAGAGUCUUCCCUUCUGCCUGGAUGUCCAGUUCUGAUCAACGCAGGAUCAGACGCAGAAGAGGAUCCGUUCCCCCCGCCAUUUAAUACUCUGCCGUAUGAGAUGAAAGAACAGGAAGAUGACGACCUUGAGAAGGCCAAUUAUCAAAUCAAUCACGGUUUCAAGGCUCUCCAAGAUCAUCCGGGAAGACCCGCCGAACAUCGCACUAUCAGGUUCAGUACCGAUCAUCCCACUAUCAAGCGCGGUGCCGAGCAUCGCACUCUCGGGUACGGAAACCAAUAG